AAUCGCCUGUCUGCCGCCAGUUUUCUCGAGAGAUUCGCGUCGCUCGCAACACAGCACGUCGUCGCGAGCUCGCGUCCCCCUGAUUCGCGUACUUUAUCGUUCCGUCGGUGCUUGAAAAUCGAUCGGUUAUCAACGAUAUUCGAUGAUUCGGAAUAAAAAAACAAUAAAAAUUAGGCAGCGGUUAAAUAAACUGACAAUUCGAACGUAAUAUUCGUUUAUUUUGGUAUCGCGCACUCGCGAGUGCAGGUGCUAUAUUUAUUUUUUCAUAUCCCGCGAGAAAUAAUUCCGAAGGACCAUUCGGAAAAUAUAUUUCUCCGUGUGUGCAGUGGUUUAUUAUUAAUAAAUAUUGUGUGUGUAUGUGUGUGUGUGAAAGAAAAUAAUAAUAAUAAAUAAUAAUAAAUCAACGAGGCAAAAGAGCUUGAAAUACACUCUUGUAACGCAUAUCUGAUUAUCAUGUGCAGACGUACUUACGAGGAGAUAUCGUAUGGAUACGCGAUUGCCAUUGACAUCUCGAGACUCGCGAGAGAUGUGUGUAUGUAGCAGGAUAAGAAUGACGAACAUAUUUAGAUGAUAAAGAAGCGAACCAGAGAGAGAGAAAGAGAAAUUUGGACUUUCCGUCCGUACAAAUUGAUACAACUGUUUCAUUCGAACAGUAAUCCCGGGCGAGGAUCGUAUACAGCUAUUACACGGCGAACUUACUACCCAUCAUCAUGUUUGUUUUGAAAAGUUUGCGCAGAAAAUUCUCAUCGAGAAAGGAACGAAACGACGUCAACAAGAUCAGGCCUGCACAGCCUGUGGCCGCAGCCGCAGCACCACCAAUGCAGCAGCAGCAGCAGCCGACCAGGAGGAGAAUCGAGAAAUCCGCGACGGUGACCGCGACCGCAGCCGCGACGAGGACAGCGGCCGGUGCUCGCGAUGCGGCUGUAGCCGCCGCCGCGGCCACAGUGGCAGCGAGAGCCAAUUCCGUUGCCGCCACGGCUGUAACAGCAGCAGCAACGACGAGGAGCAAGAGUUUUCACGGGACUCGACCGAAUCCGGCCGAUCCGGACUGUCAUCAUUGCAGUCGUCGCAGCAGCAACACCAGCAGCAGCAGCAGCAGCAGCAGCAACGACGACAACGGAAACGACGACGAUAACGCAGCGUUAUCCAUUACGAACGUGAACGACGACUCCUUGCUCGACGUCGACGAUUGUCAAAAGAACGAAGCAUCGGAGGAGCAAGGGCUAGCAGCCAAAGCAUCGACGUCGUUGACGACCAACGUAUCCACGUCGCCGUCCUCUACCACUACCACCACAACCACCACCAGCGCGCGACGUAAUAUCUGCGCCUGCUCGAACUGUCGCGGCCUGGCCCAGCUCGUCGAGUGCGCCGUCUGUCUCGAGUGCCUCCAGGGCGGCCAAAUCCGCUGCUGUCCCGUUUGCGCCAACGCCGUCUGUCAGGGUUGCGCGGGCCGCCUCAAGCACUGCGCCUUCUGUCGCUCGGCUCGGCCCCUCGAGCCCAAUCGGGCCCUCGAGCGUUUCGUCGAUCGCCUCGUGCUGCCCUGCCGGAACGCGAGGCAGGGCUGCGCGCGCGACUGCACGGGCGAGACUCGCCGCGGCCACGAGGCCACCUGCCGCUACGGCCAGAUCGAGUGCCCGGUGGGACGCACCACCGUCAAGUGCGGCUGGCUCGGCACGACCCGCGAGAUCGCCGAGCAUCUGGACGAGCAUCACAAGCUCAGGGUGCUGGAGGGCCGCGCGUUCGCCCUGGAGAUAGGCCAGUUCCGGGCCAAGAUCAGUCACGAGACCAGGGGCUGCAUCUACACGAUCUGCCUGAGCUGUCACGAUCAGCUGUUCGUCAUCAAGAUCCAUUUGAAGCGGAUGCAGCUCAGGCUCAGCUGCGAGAGACUGGGUUGGACCCGCGAGCUCGACGACGGCCUCGCCGCCGACGAGUCGUCGUCGCCUGCUGCUUACGGGAUCGCCGUGCAGACGUCCUCCUCGUACGAGUGUCGUCGCAAAGUCAAGUUCUUCGUGCCCAUGGGCAGAUACGAGCGAGAGGUCAAGGAGUUCACGGUCGACUGCAAGAAGCUGCUGCGAAAAGACCAUGUGACCGAGGCGCCGCCAACCGACGAUUGUCCGUGCGGCGCCGGUGAUAAUCACGACAUGGUGAAAAUCCAGAUGAGAGUCAAGAGGCUCGACGAGAACGAGAAGAUCAACGACAAUAUCUUCGUGGAUCACAGAUCGGCGGGUCUCGUCUCGUCGGUCGAUCGUCUCAGAGGACGUUAGAUGCCCCUUUUGACGAGAUCUUUUUUUGUUUGUUCCAAUUACUCCUAUGAUUGGUGAAACUCGUUUGUUUUUCCUGCUUUUUUUUUGUUUGUCGAGAGAAUGGCAACGUUACGGAAUCGAUUUUGCUUCGUGUCAUUUUCGUCGAAAAUCACAAAACAAAAUUAAGCUCGUGUUUCGUUUUUCGCUCGAACAAAAAAAAAAAAAAGAGAGGAAGACGCAGAGAAAAAUAUUUUGUUUAACUCGUUUCGAUCGUUAAAUUUUCAAAAUACGGAGCUUGCGAAGCUUUUUCUUGUUACACGGCUCGCGCCGUUCUUCGGCCUCGCGCUUUAGACAACCAUUACAAUUUUUUUUCGGCCCGAGGGGGAGUUGUAUAUAUAUAAUUCUAUCGCAACGAUUUCAGCUUUGAUAUGAUUCACAGAGAUUUUCUUAGCAGCUCCGAUCCGCGCGCACACAUAUAUAAAUUCGUGAACGUGUUGCGCAAUGAUCAUCAAAAAGCGUCGAGAAUGACGACAACGAAUUUUUUUCACACUCGACUUUGCGAUGAGAUAAGUAAAAAGAAAACAGCAAGGAAAAAUGCGCAAAUCUGUGUACGCGGACGCACGUUUCUAAUGAGACUAUAAGUGCUAAGAUGAAAAUUCGAGCGCAAUUUGUACAACCAAAUUGAUGUAUAUAGAUUUAUAUAGUUUAAUAUAAAAGUUAAGGUAUGUAGUUAAAUCAAGUCGUGUAAAUAAUUCUAUUACAUAUAGCUUUAGUUUGGUUAAUUCAAGUGUGAUUUUUUUUUUAAUUUACCAAAUAGAUAUAAGUUACCUAGAGUUUACCUUGAAAUAAAGCGAAAAGCAAAAAUAAUUCAACAAGAAAUUACACAUUUUGCAUUUUAUAGCUGCUUAAACAGAUAACUCGAAUUUAAGCAUCAUUGAUUUAUUAAUCGUUUGCACUGUUAGCUAUUAUUUAAAUCAGAUACCUUAUAAGUUACAAUUUUAUUAGUUUUGACAACCGAUUUUAGGAAAUCUGAAUAUAUUGUAGAAAAUAAUUAAGUAAAAUGCAUAGAGCUCAUUGUUAAAAUGAAAAAAUUUAUUUGUAUUUUUGUUAUUUAUACGUGUUUGUGUAAAAAUGUAAAAAAGUAAUUACGUUAGUUUCAAUGCCAAAGCGCAUCUAACACUAUUUGUACAUAUCUAUGUCAAAUCAUUGUUUGAUAUAUCAAUAAAUUUCUAAGUUUCAUUAA
Molecule: messenger RNA, 3486 nt
Organism: Trichogramma pretiosum
Lineage: Eukaryota; Metazoa; Arthropoda; Insecta; Hymenoptera; Trichogrammatidae
Exons: 3
Coding region: 711-2264 (517 amino acids)
Biological process (GO): proteasome-mediated ubiquitin-dependent protein catabolic process; multicellular organism development
Cellular component (GO): cytoplasm
Molecular function (GO): zinc ion binding; ubiquitin conjugating enzyme binding; ubiquitin protein ligase activity
Source: RefSeq, a predicted model, not a curated record